Molecule: messenger RNA, 438 nt
Organism: Carcharodon carcharias (great white shark)
Lineage: Eukaryota; Metazoa; Chordata; Chondrichthyes; Lamniformes; Lamnidae
Gene: pnrc2
Product: proline-rich nuclear receptor coactivator 2
Exons: 1
Coding region: 1-438 (145 amino acids)
Biological process (GO): nuclear-transcribed mRNA catabolic process, nonsense-mediated decay
Cellular component (GO): P-body; nucleus
Source: RefSeq, a predicted model, not a curated record
AUGGGAGGUGUGGAAAGAUUAAACAUCCCAAUAUCUCAACCAAGCCAUGGGACUCCAAAGAGGAACCAACACUUAAGCAAUAGCAGACAGAAAAACAACGACGAUCUUUACCAUGUGAAGACAAUGCACAAGAAAGGCGAGAAGGGACAUGGACGGUAUCCAUUUAUCUCUGAAAUGUGUCAGGUUGUGCAGAAGGAAGGGAAGAAUGUUGUGCACUUUACUGCAAACAAUCAGAAUUGGGAGGCAGUUCUGAGCAGCUCAAAUACACUGUUUAGAUCACGAUGUGAUCAAAAUUAUGCUGGAGCCAAGUUUAGUGAGCCACCAUCACCAAGUGUAUUACCCAAGCCUCCAAGUCAUUGGGUACACAUUCCUCUGGAGCCUUCAGAUCACACUGAAAUGGCCUUUCAGUUGAAGUCCAUGCUUAAAGUGCAGGCAUAG